Molecule: messenger RNA, 3489 nt
Organism: Culex pipiens pallens (northern house mosquito)
Lineage: Eukaryota; Metazoa; Arthropoda; Insecta; Diptera; Culicidae
Product: lachesin-like
Exons: 11
Coding region: 1855-3222 (455 amino acids)
Cellular component (GO): neuron projection
Source: RefSeq, a predicted model, not a curated record
UCGCAAGCCUUCGUUCGGUUGGAUCUCGGUGUUGGAUUUCCAGCAGGUUCCGGUUCUAGAACGUGUGCGGUUUUUGCUGCCUCUGAUGUGAUCCGGAUCGGAAGGAAUUUACUAUCUACGUGGACUAACUCUUUCGUGAUUUUUUGUUUUUGUUCGGGGCCAUUGCUGGCGCCCACGUUUGUGUAGUGUGUUGUGGGGUCAUAAAAAAGAAUGAGCGCCGCGAAUAGUAUUGUGACGGGGACAAGGACAGUAUGAGGCUAUGUUUGUUUAUUUUACCAGCUGGCGUUCCAUUAGAGCCGUUCCCAUCGAUAUGCACCGCUAGGAGUCGUCACCCAGAUAACAACGUGGCGAGCCUGCGAUGUGGAGGCAAAUAGUAUUCAAAAUAGUUUGGAGUAACGAGAGUGGUGCUAGCGUAUUGGGCCUCCGCAAGGUAGCCCCGUAACUUUGACCGGAAUGUGGUGGUCCCCGAGAUAAGGGGUCGUUUGGAGAAAAACCAACAACAGAACGAAAGUGAGUGAGCCGAGAAAAAUAAAUUGACGCCGAGAGUUAUCGGGGAAAAUUGAUUUCAGUGUGCGAUUACGGUAAUUUUCAUAAAUUCCUGGUGAAAAUCGUGCAGGAAGGAAUUAAUUACAGCCGAAUCUAAAUAAUGAAUUAAGGGUCGACGACGGUGACGACAGACGACUGCUAUCAAGCUAAAAGCCUCGCCGGGAGGGGUCGGAGCCAGAACGCAUUUCAAAGGUCGUCGUCGUCGUCGUCGACGGCGUCGCGGCACCUAUAUAUUAGGGAUGACGAAUUUGCUAAGUGGAUGAAUGAGUAUCAACCUUUCGCCGUGCCCGCCGUUGUCGUCGUCGUCGUCGCAAGGACUUAUUCGGACUUACGAUCCGUGUGCGUGGAACGAAGGGUCCACCUACUUGUUGUGGCAACCGCCCCACAGUGAUUGUGGAAGAGAUCCAAACCAAGAGGGUAAUAAUGUAAUAAAUUUCUGUGGAAAGUACAAUUUCGUGACAAUCGGCAAUAAAAACAUUUCAAACAAAGAAAACCAAAAGUGUAAAAACCGGCAGAACAAGCGAAAGCUGCGAAUAAAACGGAAAGAAACCGCUCCUCGUUCCCGCUCCUGGUCCUAGGGAGCCGGAAGCGCCCCGCCAACCGUAACCGCCGCCCAACUCAGUGCCCCAGCCCCGCCUUCCCUUAAAGUGACUGUGUGUAAGUGUGUGCGAGAGAGGAAAAUAUUUAUUAUGCAAGGAUAAAGUGAAGUGAGAAAAUUCAAAGUGUUUUAUUUUUCCUGCACUCUCGUCGUCGCGCGGUAUUCCCAACUACCCGCCCCUGGCACUGAUUCUCUGUUUUUAACUCCGGUCUUGGAUUUUGGCUCGGUGUCGGAAAAUCCGAAAACCGGCACCACCGACGUUUCCCACGAUAUGGGUAAAGGUGGUGGCGCUUAUCCUUGGCUGGGGCACGACUACGACCAUCAGCACCAGCAAUACCAUCAUCGCCGUCAUUAGAGCCUCCGAGAGCCGUACGACUCCUUCCCUCCUCUCGCAUCAGCAUACCGGCACACACGAAACUUAAGGAACUGAACCGAAAGCGCAAAAGGCUCCCCCUUUAACGUGUGUGUGUGUGUGUGUGUGCACCUCACCAUUUGGAGUACAACUCCUCACACGAGACUUGAGCCCACAAGUACGUACUCAACAGCAACGCUUAGGAGCGCUUGCAGCAGUAGUUAGGAAGAAGGCACUUGCCGUUUGCACACAACCUCCGCCACCACCCGGCAAGCAAAUCAAGGAAAGAAAUUCUACCACACAAGAACUGUUCUGUUGCACGGUGAAGGAAGUGCAAGUGGCAGCAAGAAGUGUUAGCAUGAAAGCAUUAAAAUCGAAUGCAAUGCUGCUGGUUGCGAGUGUUUUGCUGAUUUUAAAUGGAUUUCUCAUCACGAGCACGCACAGCGAGGAAGAAGAACCAGUGGAAGACGGCAGUUCAUAUAUAUUAGACAGGGAUUUGCCAAAAUUUGGAGAGCCCAUCCAGAACCUGACGGUUGCCCUCGGCCGGGAAGCAAUACUGAUUUGUGUCAUCGAUAAUCUUCAGACGUACAAGGUCGCCUGGCUGAGGGUGGACACGCAGACGAUUCUGACGAUUCAGACGCACGUGAUCACCAAGAACCACCGGAUGACGAUAACGCACGUCGAGGGCCGCAAGUGGGUGCUGCGGAUAAAGGACGUCAAAGAGUCGGACAAGGGCUGGUACAUGUGCCAGGUCAAUACCGACCCGAUGCGCAAUCAGAUAGGCUUCCUGAAUGUCGUGGUACCGCCAAAUAUCCUAGACUACCCAACCAGCACGGAUAUGGUCGUGAGGGAGGGCAGCAAUGUCACGCUAAAAUGUGCAGCAUCCGGCUCACCCCAGCCGGUCAUCAUGUGGCGCCGGGAGGGUAACGAACCAAUUAGUACGGGAGCUUCCAGUCUGAACGCUUCCACAUUCACAAUCUCCCGCGUCAAUCGACUUCAUAUGGGAGCAUAUUUGUGCAUAGCUUCCAACGGGAUCCCGCCAUCCGUCAGCAAGCGCGUCAUGCUAAUAGUGCAUUUUCCUCCCAUGAUUUGGAUCCAGGACCAGUUGGUGGGGGCAGCUCUGGGUCAGCGGUUGACCUUGGAAUGCAACUCCGAAGCCUUCCCGAGAUCAAUCAAUUACUGGAUGAAGAACGAUACAAUCAUUACUCAAGGCAAACGCUUUGAACCGUCGACGCACGAAGCCAGCAACUACAAGGUGGUGAUGAAGCUCACAAUCAAUGAGGUCGACAUCGGUGACUUUGGCACCUACAAAUGUGUGGUCAAGAACUCCCUCGGCGAGACCGACGGAUCAAUCAAAGUGUAUCACAUUCCGUCGACCACCACAACUCCCACUACUCCUCCAACAACAACCACGUUGCCAAUCACAACGGAAACUCCGUACCGUAAGAACCACAAAAACAAAAUCUAUCGGCCAUUUGAUGAAUACUCGUCAUCGUCUAACAAAAUCCACAUGAGUGACAGCGGUGAGCUGCGAAAUAUGGAUCUAUCCAAAGAUAAAGAUCGAGACCGCUACAGGGAAAACUCCGCCAAUCUUGAGGAUCAACGGGAAAAGGAAGCGUUUGUCGAUAACGACACAAAGUCGGACGCCUCCGUUGGGCGACACUUUACCGCCCGGAUGGACUUGACUGUACUGCUCGCGUUGCUUAUGAUACAUUUUCUGAGGUGAUUUAAUCCACGGAUUGAGUCGUAGGUGCAGUAGAAUUAACACACACAGGAAUAAAAAUCCAUGCUAAAUAAAGAAGAAAAAACUAAAGAAAAAAAAAUAUAAUUAAAAUAUUUACUUGAUCAUAAUCUCGUCAGAUGCAAAAUAGAGAGAAAAAAAACCAGAUUAGCAAAUCAAAAUAUAGUGAAUAUUGAAGAAAAGGAUAAAUGCGACAGGCAAACUUCGAGAAGAUAAUGUUAUACAAAUAAAGUCAGACAAGUUUUGUAAUAA